AUGUUGUCGGUUAACAACCAGCGACGUCCAUUGGUUGACACAAACGUAACUCCAAGUGUGGGAAUAACGCGACCCUCGACCGAACAGGAUUCCCCUGCUUCCAACAGCAACAGUCUGUCGGCAUCGCCAACCCUCACUGGUUAUGGGACUCACAACGGUCCUUACUCUACACUUGAAGCCCGUUCGUGUUCAUCCUCUGCGUCUAGUGUACUUUCCUUAGGUGGCCUCUCGAUAACUGAUAUUCAGUCGGAGCAAAAAUCGUCGCACUCGAGUUCUUUUCAGCAAGACACAACCGAUGCGAGCCUAACGCCGACAUCGGUCGACAGCCCUACUAAUGCCGCUGCGUCUUCUUUAACUCGUAGAGUUCAUAUUGCCGGACAUGCACACGAUCGAAGCAGAUCUGCAUCGAUAGACGGGGAAAUUGAACAUUCUGCUUGGUCCCUCGAAAAAGUACUGCAAUGGCUUGAGGAUAAUGC
This is a messenger RNA of Acaulospora colombiana, 476 nucleotides long. The record is from the annotation of a GenBank genome assembly. NCBI's taxonomy places the organism in Eukaryota, Fungi, Glomeromycota, Glomeromycetes, Diversisporales, Acaulosporaceae.